This is a messenger RNA of Didymodactylos carnosus, 477 nucleotides long. NCBI's taxonomy places the organism in Eukaryota, Metazoa, Rotifera, Eurotatoria, Philodinida, Philodinidae. The record is from the annotation of a GenBank genome assembly.
AUGUCUCCUUAUGAAUCUAGAGUUAAUCCGGAUGCCAGUGGUGAAAAUUUCUGUACAAAAGUAUUAACAUUAAAUCAAUUGGACCAUUUACCACAAGUGCUAUCAAUAUCUUAUGGUGAUUCGGAAAUCUGUCUAUGCAAAGGUUUCACUGGCGAUUGUAAUACAACAUUUAAUUCCAAUGCGAUUUAUACACGACGUACAAACAUUGAAUUUAUGAAAUUAUUCAUGAGAGGAAUUAGUAUUCUGACAUCUUUCAGUGCCACAGCUUGUCCCUAUUUGACAACCGUCGGUGCUACAGAAUUAAUUGAUAUUGAAUAUAAUCGUGGCUUUCCUGAUAUUUCUGCAUUUGGUGCUUCGGGCUUUUUUGUAAUCAAUGAAACUUAUCAAAUUUUUGGUAGUACAAGUAUGUCAGCACCAUUGUGGAAUGGUAUUGCUACAAUUUUAAAUUCAUAUUCAUUAAAACAAACAAAACACUGA